AUGGCGGACGGUGCACGCUUUCCAGCAGCACAUUUUCAGUCUCAUAAUCAGCACAAUUCGUCGUCUUUGCCCACUGAAAAUCCUUAUUUUCAACCCAAAUAUCCAGGAAUGCCCCCUAAUUCGUUUUCACCCCAAUCGAAUCACUCAUUAACGAAUUUUGUGCGAGGAAAUUUUCCACAAAUAAUUCCAAGAGGAGAUGUCAUGCAUUCUGAUCUUCAGUUCCCUUCACGAUUCCCUCAUAACCACAUCAACUUGCAACAAGAAAAGCAUCCAAUGGCCAUACAAUCAUCGCAGAUUACAAGACAUCCGUUACCGUCUGGUCAGUUUAUCAAUUCAGAAAGACAGCUGGCAAACUCAAGUCCUAGCAAUUCUCUAGCUUUCCCUCCUCUUGGACAAUUGCCGUUUCUUCAAAGCAGCAGUCAAACAAUGAGCAGUGAUAUCUCGCAAAUGGCAAAAUCGUCUUCAUCUUUUCCAUCUGGUGGACCACAACUAUCACAGACUAAUUCUUUUCAAACUACCAUCCAUGGACCAGUGGGACCUGUGCAACAUUUUCCGGAGACCUUUCCACCCUCAUUUUCAGGGCCCAUAACAGUACCUCCACCACUAACACUAACACCCAUGCAAUUUCCCCCUCCUUUGCCAGGCAAUUUGUCAGUACCAACGGUGCCUUUGGCCGCAUGUUCUGCUAAUCAACCUCAGGUCAAUGCAGCAGUUACAGCACAAGAGACAACAAGCCAAGGGUGGAUUAAUCAGUUUUUAAGAGAAAGAGGACUUGUGAAACAGGAAAAACAAGCAGAGCCACACAGCCAUUUAAAGGUUUACCUUUUUUAACUUUUAAAACCUGUUUCACAGGUGAUAAAGGAGUCAUUUUCUUUAUAUAUGAUUCCUCAAAGAAAAUGAAAACUUUCAUUUGCAUGUUGGCGAAGACUGGGAAGCAUUUCAUGUAGAUUGUUAGGUUGUAGGAAGUGUACUUUUCUUGAUUUGAGUAGGUUUAUAAGGAUCUUGGCUCAUGCUCUCCACUGGAUUCACCCUGUAGCAUUGAGUGAUUGUCAAAACAAUGAGCCUUUGUUAUGGUGGUUGUGUAAGAUACCUUUCUGGGAUUCAGUCUUGAGAUUUUACACAUUUAUACGUUCAUCUUCAGGUGAAAAACAAUUUCCUUGGGACUAAAUUACACUUGCAAAAGUUUUAUCAAAUUGACCCCGGGUGUCAUUGGGUUAAUAAUUAACCCAACAACACCCAGACAGUACCAGCAUCCUACAUUUAUCUUGGAAGCAAAAGCUUGUGAAUUCUUAACCCUGGAUUGUAAAGAAAGGCGUCCUCUGCAGGAGGUAUUAAUAUUCUUUGCUUAUUGUUUUGUUCUUUUAUAUUUUUGGCAGUUAUAUGAAGCUAAACAGCUCAUGACAGAUUGGCUGCAGCUAAUUGCAGAGUUGUCACUUCAGAGAGAUAAAUUGGCUGCACUUGCUUCACAUCACAAUGAAAUGGAAUGGGUAAAAGAAAUAAACAGGGCUCAAACAUUAAAGGUCAGUAACUGAUGGGAAACAUUGAAACCUUAAGGAAUAAUUCCCCACCCUUUACCAUAGCUCCUGCAGAGAUGCCAGAAAAUGUAGUUGCUUGUGAAAGGUCAAUGAUAGCCAAACUCUGACAUUUCAAAUAAGGCAGAAUCUAACAGAGCAAAUUAAGAGGCUCAAUUAUUUCUUCUUAUAGUCCCUGCUUAAUAAAGCAUUAUAAAGUCUUAAGAACAAAGAAUGCUACACCAAAGGAGGAAGCAUCUUAAUUUUAUCCUGUCACCGGCAUGUGAAAACUGAACAGUGUGGCAGAGAGUACAUUUGUUGACGUAAGAUCUUAAAGAGAAGUGUUCAUCUAGAGAAGUCCUGUUGUAAUGGUGGUUUUUAGAGGAAAAUUGCCAUCUUGCAUUCUCAGCUGACCAGAAAUUAGUUGUCAUUCUACAAAGCAAAAGGUUUAAAGCUUGAUGCUAGACUGAGUAGAGAAAGCGACCCUUAGGUUGUAAAGUAACUGAAGCGGAAAGUUCUGCUGUGCCCUCUCACAGUCAAUAUCCGCUCAUCUCCAUUGACUAUAAUAUAAAAUUUUCUUUGUUAAUAGUAUUUAAUGAUUUUGAUACCACCACUACCACUGUCGUCAUCACCAUUGUCAUCAUCAUCAUUAUUCUUAUUGUCAUUAUCAUCAUCAUCAUCAUCAUCAUCGAGAGCAGUCACCAUCCUUCUUUUGCAGUAAUUGGGCCGGUAUUCCCUGUUUAUGUUUGUCUUGUUUAAAAACCUUUACAAAAUCUUAUCAAGAAACUUUUUUUCUUCUGUAGGCUAGGAUUGAACAGAUUCAAGCUCAGUUUUCCUCCUCUGAAGAAAUUAAUCAUCUCGAACAACAAGCAGUGAAAAGAAAGAAAAAACGGGUGAGAUGAAAGUAAACUUAGUUGGUUUUAUUCGGCAGGCUAUGGGUACCAUAUGUUAAUAGUUUUUCACAUCCUUUGGAAUUUCACUUUGUUUUGCUAAUAGUGUAAGUUGGUUUAUUUUUUAGGAAUGGCAGAAAAAGAGAAGAAAAGAAGAGCAUGCGCUGAAAAAGGAAGCUGAGGAGAGAAAGAAGGUUCUGCAUAAGAAAAUUGAUGAAUGGAGGUCACAAAUAAUAGCAGAGGAUCAAGCCAAACGAAGAGUAAUCAAUUUACUGUUACUUGUUUAUGUUUGUUCACCUUUUUAAUAGUCUUUCUCUUCCCCUCCGUCUGGUGUCCUCUGCAGCGUGCAAAGAAAGUAGUGUCUGAUAGCCCAGGGCUAGUGGAUUUUGCUAUCGGGCUAGUGAAAUCUGUUUUUAACUUGCUCGACGGGCAAGUGAUGUUCUUUGACGAAUUCGAAUGACAGAAGAAGUGUGAAAUCAAUUCUGCUUGACGAAAAGCUUCUGGGGCUAGUUGAAAUGACGUCUGGGCUAGUAAAUGCUAGCUUCAGCUUGCCCGAAUGGCAAGCUGUAUAAAUGAUUUUCUUUGCACCCUACUCUGGCUGAUUCUAAAUUUCAUUUCUAAAAAGAAGGUAAACCAUUGUAAAAGGAUCAUCAAAGAGGUUUCACGUGGAAAGUCACACCAUAAGGUUUCAUCCUCAGACUCAAAAAUUACAAUCAGGCAUAGCAGAGCGAGCAAAUUACAAGAGUGCAUUUGAAAAUUGCCAGCCAAGGGGGAAGCAACAAUUGGAGGAAAGAGAGAAAGUAUUUCACAUGCUUGGCUAUUAUCCUUGAGCUUUUAAACAAAAAACACUGAGUGUAAAUCCAUCUUUUUGUAACAAAACAGUAACGACAACAACAACAAAAUACACUUAUGUGAAGUAUACUUUCUUAAAAUACACUUAAUGAACUACUGCAUUAUAUUAGCCUACACAUACGUAUUAAUUGCUUUCUAAAUGUAUUUAUAGGCCGAGUUGAUGAAACAUGAAGCAGGUGGAGUACUGGGAGAAGUGAAGAGGAAACAAACAGAAGCUACAAAAGCUCUUGACCUCUUAAAGGCGUUGAGAAAGCUACGGGAGGCCAGAAAACAAGAAGCUGAAGUAAAAGGUGAUUAGUGCAACAAUGUAUAAGAAUAUGCUUCAUUCAGAAAUGCUUGAUGAAUGGCUAUCCAGUGGACAAGUGUUAGGUAAUUGAGUUAGACACUGGAUAGAGAUUCAUCAAGUAGGUACCACUAUCCACAGAGUACCCUGUGAACAACUGGGACUGGGUUUUACCGAGUAGCACCAAGUCUUGACAACAUUUCAGAAUGAGGGAGCGUCGCGAAUAGGAUUCGUAGGAAGUUUUCGUUCUCUCUUCGCAAAGAAUUAAGUUGGAGAGUUUUAAGGUUAAUUUAACCCGUUAUCACGCAAAAAAACAAUGCGCCAGUAAAGUGUUGAGACUUCACAUCCUACUAGAAGUGUCACCAUCAGAAACCAAUCUCCAAGCAUUAUUCGGCCUUUCUUGCAGGGCGUUUAUCAAAGGAGAAGCCCAAAACAAUUUUCCGGGCGAAAGCGUGUGCGUUUGGAAAGUUUGCUUUGCUUUUUGAGAUACCAAAACUAAAAAGAAAACAGGAGGCCAUAAAGACAAGUUCACUUUGAAGCUCAUUUUGAAGCAUUCUUUUAGAGAAAGUUCAGCUGCUAUUUUUCAGGAAGGACGAAUGUCGCCGCCAGUGUCUAUUUAAACGCAUUUUUUUCGUUUGAUCUAGGCGUUUAUGUCAAGCCUACUGAAGAAGAAAAUCGAAAGUUUGAUGAAAGAGUGAAAUGGCUGGAGAAUGUGAUGGCUCCAAGACGAGAAUUAUACGAGGCGGAAGAGAAGACACUGCGAGUCAUGCUCGCUGAGGAGGAAGAAGAGAAAGAGAAAGAAAGACGGGAAAAUGAAAGAAAAAAUCAAGGUACUGGUCCUUCUAGCUUUAGUAUAGGCGUGUGUAUACUGAUGUUAUUUACCUAUAUAUUUCUGUAACUUCCAUGGAAUGCACAGAUUCCGGAAUAAAAAAAAAACAGAAGUUAAUAGUUUUUGAAUAAAGCAAAAGGACGGACGAAGAUACAGACAAAAAAAGGUUCUUCUGUGAAGCAAAUUAAAAAAAGGUCACAAUUUGUAGACCUGCAAACUGUAAUAAUAAUGAACCGAUCAAAAACGAAGUGAAGGUCGACCUGAUCUUAAGUAACGACUACGGCGACGGUAACGAAAACGGCAAAAAAGCAAUGGGUGUAGAUCAACAAAACAACUACUCUGCACGUGCAUCACGCUUUUCUGUGCAUUUCUUUGCGGUCACUGCACGGCUACGACGUGAAAAUGGCUAAAUUCAUGUUUUGUGCAUGAUGACGUGAACACACGACAAAGACUUUCUUUUUAUCCGAGAACUUCGAUACAGUUCCUUAAAAUUCAACUCCAGAAAAGUUUGCCAACAUUUCACGAAUUGAUCGAGAUGGAAUAAGCGCGAUAAAGUUUGAAUUUGCACGAAUUCUGGUUUUCACUAGCGCAUAAGCAUAAGGACAUACUCGCAGAAUUGCAUAUUUGACUCAAUUCUCGAGACCAACUCUCCUCAACCCCAUGAUAAACAAUAUGGCGGACGAAGCGUCCGCCAUAUUGCUUUUGAUAUGUUCGCAUUAGGUCUGGGUCAAAGUGACCUCUGAUUGGUCCUUAUGUCGACCCAGUUUUCACUUGCUUCCACAUGUGCUUGUGCUUAUGCUUAUGCUUAUGCGCUAGUGAAAACCAGGCUUUACAAUUGUCACUUCUGUCAUUACAGGCUGCAGCUGCACUCCAAUUGGCCACUCCAGAAAUACCAUAACAUACCAUAAUGGUCUUUGUUUGUCACCCCAAAAAUUUUGCAUAAGCAUUGUCUUCAGUUUCUCUUGGGAGUUAAAAUGGCCCCAGUUGCCCGCAAACUCUUAUGCAAAAUUUUGGGAUGAGAAACAAAAAGUUAUACGAGGCACUUAUCAAGGCUUGCUUAAAAACAGUUGCCCGUAUCUCAUUGAGAAUUAUACGAGGCGGAAAUCAGGGCUUUAAGCAUAUAUUGUCAAAAUAUCUGUUCUCGCUUACAAUGUACCCUCACUUGUUCUCUUUCUUUCGUCCAGCAUCUCUAGGAUUGUCUGACCCAAUGGACUGGUUUCGCAGCUAUUACAAACAAGGCGAACACAGUGUACAGUCCUUGCUGCAAAUAAGGUACUGCCACGAAAAAUGUAUCUUUAUAUGUCGUAGAUAAAAUAAUUUCUCAAGUCAAACCAGUGUUCAACCUAGUUUGCCCGCAACCGGCAACGGCUUGACUGUCGGUAGGUUUAUAUGUACUUUUAUUUCCUGCUUUAGUUUAUUCUCCUGUUUUACUUUCUGUCUACCUCGUAUUUCCAGCCUAUUCUUUCGUGGUAAAAAUUUAGAAAAAAAAUGCCGCAAAAGCUAUCUUACUAUAUUUGUCCGUCAUUUUUAAAGUUUUCGAAAAAGUAGACAACGCCAACAUUGUAAUGUUAGAUGACUUAGCUAGGGAAAGUGCUAGGAAGUGUAAUCUGUUGGUAGUCAUGAAUUCAGUGAUGGAAUUGUAUGCAGGAUGCCGUGCCAUGCAUGUUGUUGACAGUGUUGAUAGAAGAAACUGGCCUGCGAGUAUUACGUGUAAAUUGUUCUGUUUUUUUUUUUCGAAUUCAUAAAGGGGGUUUUAAAAAUGACGAAUGUUUUCCGUCUUCUAGGCGGCAAUGGGACGCUUUCUUGGUCCCCGAUACAUUCCCUGGCGCCUCCCGUAUCCCUGAUGGAUUUGUGACUCCAGCAGAGCCUUCAUCGGAUUUAUGGGCGACAGCGAUUAUUGACAAGGGGUAGAAACAGGGACAAUAAGUACAGUACCAUGUUGGUCCAAAAAAUUCAGCGCUUUUCUUCACCACAUUCAGCUGUGGCCCGUCGAGAGCAUCCAGCAGCAACGUGACGAUUUGUUAAAACUUCACGGGCAAGUGCUACAAAGAGGAAUCAGGCUGUGUAGUGGAAGUGAAAAUAGUGACAACCAAGGCCUCCAAGGAACAUUGAAGCGAACAUUACGAGACGUAUCUCUUUGUGAACUGUGAAUUGCAAUGGCGUUCUAUUGUUGAGUGCGAUGACACAUUGUUUUGGUCCAAGGUAUUUGCCUUCCAAA
This is a messenger RNA of Porites lobata, 6583 nucleotides long. The record is from the annotation of a GenBank genome assembly. Lineage: Eukaryota; Metazoa; Cnidaria; Anthozoa; Scleractinia; Poritidae.